CUGUAACUCAAGCCACAGGCAGAAGACAUUAAGACUGAUACACCUUGGUUUUUCAACAGCACGGAUCAAGCAGUGUGAUCUCAGCAAGGCAAAGGCAAAGUUAACGCAACGCAGCUCAAUUUCUAUUCUUCCUGCCUGCCUAUUCUGUCAGUGACUGAGCACCGCUGGAGAACAAUGUCUGUCCCGAACCGCAAUCCCCAGCAAAAUGUCGGAUCUAAUCUAGUGAAUGUUGAGGUGAUGCGGAACCACUCAGAGCUCUUCAGAGCAGAAUGUAUGCGGCUGAUCCUAGAAACUAAUAAAGCAUGUGAACGCAUGCACGAUGAUGACAACAAGCGACUAGAUCAGCGGGUCAGAGACAUCCACUUCCUGAAGAAGGAGUUGGAGCGGAAUUUGGAGGAGAUUACUGUGGAAACUGAUGUCCUCAUAGCGUUGCAGAGCAGAGUGUUGAAGGCCGUGGAGGCCUGCAAAGAGUCUCUGAGAGUCACUGUUCUCUGUCUGGAGGAGAGAAUGAAACGUCUUCCUUCAGAGAAGCUGCACGAUGAGGUGGAUGGAGAGCUGCUGAAGGAGAGGGAGGUUAUGGAGGGUGUGGCUUCCCUUCUGCAGUCUGUAGUAGAGCAGAUCACUGAGCAGAUGCGACUGAACCGAUCUGCCAAGUACCGUUUAGAGCAGGAUCUGAAGGAAAAAUAUGAGGCUCACUGCAUUGACAACUCCUGCAUCUUAAUGACCACCCAUUCCAUCAAAAACCAGCAGAAGUCCAAAAAUACCAACACUGAUUUGCCAAGCUUGGCAGUGACUCAAAAGCAGUGGGAAAACAUCUCAGACAUUAACAUAGCCAAAGGGGAGCAGCAGAAAACCAACUCUCUGUCCCUACGGGCCCUAGUGGAGUCUCUCCUGGAGCAGACGGCUGCUGACAUGCAGAAGCAGGUCCAGGCCACAACAGCGGCCUUUCAGCGGAACGUCCAGGAAAUCAAGUCUGCCAAAAGCCAGAUGGAGGAUCAACUGAGCAAGAUUCUGUCUGAGUUUGCCAGCCAGCAGAGGAUCAGGGAGGAUCUCCAAGUGGCCAUCACAGAGAAUGAACAUUUCCUGAGUUUGGCCCAGGCCCGGUUGGCUUUGCGCCGCCAGAGGCCUGGCAAAGAGCAAUGCCAAGAUCCAGCACAGUCCCAGCUCCUUGUCGAGGUCCAGCAGCUCACCACUCACAUCAACAAACUGCAUGAGGCGGUGGCCCAGUCAGAAGAGGAGCAGAGGGCUCUUGUUCGCUGCCAGCUCAGGCUGCAGGAAAACAUCGAGAUAAAGGCCAGCUCUCUCUACAUUGAUGAGGUCAUCUGCGCCCAGCACAGGGAGCUCAUUAUCAUACAUAACUUCUGAGCCGUCAGCAACAGGAAAGGUCUACAU
Messenger RNA from Xiphias gladius (swordfish), 1392 nucleotides. RefSeq names its product tektin 1 (gene tekt1). The coding region runs from base 175 to 1365 and encodes 396 amino acids. NCBI's taxonomy places the organism in Eukaryota, Metazoa, Chordata, Actinopteri, Istiophoriformes, Xiphiidae. The record is from RefSeq and is a predicted model, not a curated record. Gene Ontology annotation, biological process: cilium movement involved in cell motility; cilium assembly. Gene Ontology annotation, cellular component: microtubule cytoskeleton; nucleus. The transcript is spliced from 8 exons.